This is a messenger RNA of Varroa destructor (honeybee mite), 633 nucleotides long. RefSeq lists its product as uncharacterized. NCBI's taxonomy places the organism in Eukaryota, Metazoa, Arthropoda, Arachnida, Mesostigmata, Varroidae. The record is from RefSeq and is a predicted model, not a curated record.
CCAUCGCUUUUUUAAAUUUCCAGAGGCCAAAACUUCUACGAAGUGUAACUUCGAGUAAAUGACGGUUUGUGUUCGAUACGAGUUUGGACAGGCUACUGCCUCGAUGGCUCCCCCGAUAUUUUUCAAGAUGGCAAAAUUCGGUCGCUUUGUUUUGUUGGCUCUAUUCGCAUUGGUACUAUACGAGCAAUGCAUGGCCAACGUAGAACAGCUGGUCCAAGUGUUUGAAACCGUUGUCGACCUACUUGCGGCCUCAGACAAGGCAUCCAAGUUGAAGGAGGACAUGCAUCUAGCUCGACCUUGCUUAGACUCCUUAGUAAUGAAAACAAAUGAAGACACACUAGAUCAAGUUCUCAAGGGGAUGGUUCCAUUAGCAAUGAAGUGCGGCACUGAACUGAUGAAAGAAGGACAAGACAAAGAGAAGAAAAAGAAGGUUUUUAUAGAUUGCCUCAAACAGCAGUCUGGUGAUUUUCUUGAAAGCCUACCUGACAGAGAAAAAGAUGCUUUUCAGGAAGCCAAUAACUGCAUAAAAGCUAUCUUUACCGAUAUGGAGUGAGAUAGAGAUUAGUUAGUUCGGUGUCAUCCUGGUCAGAUCGCUCUAUCUGGUCACGGUCCUAUCGAAAAUGUCGUCUUCUA